GUCCUUCGCUUGACCAAACAAACCCGGUUGCAUUUGCAUUUUUAAUUGUUUGAUCAAUCAGUGCAAACAUGGAAUAAGAACACACGGAAUCAGUCAUUCACCGCCAAGAAAAAUUAUCCCAGAUGGACGAUUUCCGGGGAAAAGAAAAACGCGGCGCAGGAUACCGUGUUCGCUGUAGCGCGGCUGCCUCGCAUUGAUUAGCCGCACAGCCCUGCUAUCCAAAGGGAGUAUGCUCCACAUCCAGACGCAUCAUGCUCAAAUCCCUCUUCUGCUGCAUUUUUAACCUCCGUAGUCCUGUCCACACCGUCAACGUGCUCAAUUCCAGCUGUUUGGAAUCACAGCAUGCAACGCGUUUAACACAGCCGUGAUACAGUGCAUUCCUCCCGAUCUUCCCGUUGAUUCUUGCCAUAUUCCCUCAGCAGCACAUGGCCGAUCUCGAUCCCGACCUCGUGGACGCCCCCUUAGCCGACGCGGAAAACGAGUCAGAACUGGACGACACCGACGGCGACGAUCACCCCAUUGAGCAUCAACAUCGCCCGCUAAACACCGCGGAUCCCCUCACGUUCCCGGUACAGACCCCGCUGACGCCCGUACAGUCGUACAUGGAGGCGGGGGCUGCGCCGCAUUCCGACACGGAGGACGAGGAAUGGCAGGAUUUUCACGGGGCCGGGGGCGCCCCCCUGGCCUCCCCCUCUGUCGUGGUGGUCGGGCAGAAUGCGGAAUCGCUGUUCGGCAGUGCCAGCAGCGGCUACUCUUCCCUGGCCGGGACAUGCGAUAAUCUCAGCGUGUAUGUGCGCAGCACCCACACUUCCGCUUAUGCAGGCAAAGCACGGGAAGACAUUGACGAGGAAGGCCCCUCGGCGGCCGCCUCCACCUCCGGCUUCACAGAGUCCGGCAGCCGCUGCGGCUCCCUGGAAGACCUCGUCGGCAGCUUGGACGAGAAGAUCUCCGCCUGUUUCGGCAACGGGAAUCUGACCAGCGACGUGUCGGAGCUGGCGCCGGUGCAGAUCUGCACGCAUGAGGAACUGUUGGGGCAGUCGCAGUUCUGGAACGAUCUGUGCUCCUCCUUCGGGACGGUGAUGCCGGUGGACUGGUCCAAGACGGUCAUCCGCAAUAAGCUCUUCUUGCCGGUGCUGGGAUUGAAGGAGAAGCAGCCGCGCGGCGGUGGCGGUGGCGCUGGGGCGGAGGAGUCGGAUGAUGAGUUGAUGCAGCAGUUGGACAUGCAUUCGAUUGUGGCCGCGGAUCAUGAUGAUCUGCCGCGGGGGAAGAAUCCCAACGUUAACGCCCUGGCUACCGCUGAUGAAGUCAUUAAGGAGAUUGAUGCCAUGAUGAUGCAGGGCGAUGGCGCGGAGAACGGCAGUGUGGGGAGUGAGGACAGUCGGCGCGGAGAUGAGCAGCUGGAGGGCCUGGAGGUGGUGCAUCCCACCCCGUUGCCGGUGCUGCCCUCGCCGUUGUACGAGGAUCGUCUGGUGGAGUUGAGUAUGGUGGAGCUGUUGGAGCUGCAGACGGAGCUGGAACGGCUGACGCAGCAGUACUCGGAGAUUCUUGUGCAGGAGCUGGCGCAGCGCGAUGAACAACAGUUUGAGAAAGAAGUGAAGAACAGUUUCAUCUCGGAGCUGAUCAAAGUGCAGAACAAACGCCGCCAACUGGCGUUGGAACGCAAGAAAAAAGGCUCUAUCGGCAGCGCAUCCGAUAAAGGCACGUACAAUCAAGGAAAAUACUUGACCACCAUCAUCCCGUACGACUCCACGCCGGGCGGCAUCUCCACCCGCCACAUGCAGGUGCUGAGUAAGAUCCUGGCGGCCAUCAACGAGGACAGCCCCACCACGCCGACCCUACUCACCGACUACAUCCUCAAGGUGCUGUGCCCCAAGGAAUGAACUUUUUUGGGCGGUGCAUCUUCCUCGGCUUCCGUGUUUUGACUUUGUAUUUGGAUCUCUCUCUCACUCACUCUCAGUCACGAUUAUUUAUUGUUUUUGUGUGGUGGUGUGUUCUCGUGUUGAGCCGGUUUGUGUGCUGGUGCUUCCCCGAAAUUUUACACGUUUUUACUAUGGAGGAUUUGGAAUUUUAACUGCGUGUUAAGUAUAUUUUUUGGUCAAUUUUUGUGAUGGUGGUUUGAAGCGGCACGGUUACUUGUACCUCUGUACUUACUAUUUUUCAGUCUAGUCACGGGUGUUUUUUUCGUUUUUUUUGCUGCAUCAGCUGGGAAUACUCACGGCGGUUUCGAGAAUUUUAGCAAAUUACGAUUUUAUUCCGGUGGACAUUUUUUUGAGUUUUUUUCUGCUUCGUUUUAUGUUUUUUUGAUGGGUCGUUUAAAUAGAGAUCGGCAUUUUUUAAAGACGCGAAUGAAUCAUUUUA
Messenger RNA from Paramacrobiotus metropolitanus, 2358 nucleotides. RefSeq names its product fasciculation and elongation protein zeta-2-like. The record is from RefSeq and is a predicted model, not a curated record. Lineage: Eukaryota; Metazoa; Tardigrada; Eutardigrada; Parachela; Macrobiotidae. Gene Ontology annotation, cellular component: axon; cytoplasm. The coding region runs from base 426 to 1880 and encodes 484 amino acids. The transcript has 5 exons.